This is a messenger RNA of Callorhinchus milii (elephant shark), 5140 nucleotides long. It is a transcript of the gene aldh1l2, whose product is annotated as aldehyde dehydrogenase 1 family, member L2. Bases 156 to 2924 code for a protein of 922 amino acids. The transcript is spliced from 23 exons. The record is from RefSeq and is a predicted model, not a curated record. Gene Ontology annotation, cellular component: cytoplasm. Lineage: Eukaryota; Metazoa; Chordata; Chondrichthyes; Chimaeriformes; Callorhinchidae. Gene Ontology annotation, molecular function: formyltetrahydrofolate dehydrogenase activity; aldehyde dehydrogenase (NAD+) activity. Gene Ontology annotation, biological process: biosynthetic process; 10-formyltetrahydrofolate catabolic process; one-carbon metabolic process.
CCACCCCAAAGAGAGAGGCUGUCUGGGGGAGGGUGUCAGGCUGUGUGGAUUGGGUGUCAGACACAGAGCACAAGCGGUGCAGGUGGGACUCUGGAGCAGAGUAACUGCUCAUAGACACACAUAGACUCAUUCAGUGCUGAACGCGUACAGUCACCAUGUUGUGGGCUGCAAACCAGUUCAUCAGGAAACUCUCCACCUCCACAGUAUAUUACCAAAACAAGUUGAGAUUGGCUUUAAUAGGCCAGAGUCUGUUUGGACAAGAGGUGUACAACAACUUGCGGAAAGAAGGGCAUAAAGUGGUGGGAGUCUUCACAGUGCCUGACAGAGAGGGCAAACCAGACCCCCUGGCUGUGGCAGCAGAGAAAGAUGGCACACCGGUGUUUAAGUUUCCCAGAUGGAGAGUGAAGGGGAAACCCAUUCCUGAUGUGGUCAAAGCCUACAAGUCUGUGGGAGCAGAACUCAACGUCCUCCCGUUCUGCAGUCAGUUUAUUCCAAUGGAGGUUAUUGAUCAUCCUAAGAACGGAUCUAUAAUCUACCAUCCAUCAUUGCUCCCACGGCACAGAGGUGCUUCUGCUAUAAACUGGACUUUGAUUCAUGGGGAUAAAAAGGGAGGUUUCUCUGUCUUCUGGGCAGAUGAUGGAUUGGAUACAGGGCCUGUACUUCUGCAGAGAGAGUGUGACAUAGAUCCCAAUGACACAGUCGAUACACUCUAUAAUCGUUUCCUCUUUCCUGAAGGGAUUCAAGCAAUGGUGGAGGCUGUGCAGCUAAUUGCCGAUGAGAAAGCACCGAGGAUUAUCCAGCCAGAAGGUGCCACAUAUGAAGGGAUCCAGAAGAAGGAGAAUGCAAAGAUCUCCUGGGAUCAGACGGCAGAAACUCUCCACAAUUGGAUCCGUGGACACGACAAGGUUCCUGGAGCCUGGACGCUCAUCGAUGGCCAGGCGGUGACUAUGUACGGCUCAGCCUUGUAUAAAGGUGCAGUUCCUUCUGGUCAGGCGUUGCAGAUCAGUGGCUGUAGCCAACCUGGUGUAGUGACCAGCAAUGGGUUGGUGCUGUUUGGCAACGAUGGGAAGAUGUUGAUAGUGAGAAACCUUCAGUUCGAGGAUGGCAAAAUGAUUUCUGCCUCAAAAUACUUCUCUUCUGGUGACACUGCUGCUGUGGAACUGACUGAAGAAGAGAAGAAGAUAGCAGAGACUAUCAAGGCCAUUUGGAAAGGAAUUUUGAGCACUGUCGACACCAUUGAGGAUUCCACAGAUUUCUUUAAGUCUGGAGCCGCGUCUAUGGAUGUUGUCAGGUUGGUUGAAGAAAUCAAACAGAAGUGCAAUGGAUUCCAGCUGCAAAAUGAAGAUGUCUACAUGGCCACCAAGUUUGAGGAAUUCAUCCAGAUGUUUGUUAGAAAGCUGAGAGGAGAAGAUGGAGAGGAAGAGUUGGUGGUAGAUUAUGCUACGAUGGAGGUAAACAAUAUGACUGUGAAGAUGCCCCACCAAUGCUUCAUCAACGGCAAGUUUGAAGACGCCAACGAUGGGAAAACCUACAGCACCAUCAACCCCACAGACGGCUCAGUUAUCUGCAAAGUCGCCUUCUCGUCUAUAGCUGAUGUUGACAAGGCUGUAGCAGGAGCUAAAGAAGCCUUUGAUAAUGGCCAGUGGGGAAGGAUGAACGCUAGAGACAGAGGGAGACUCCUGUAUAAGCUGGCAGACCUAAUGGAGGAACAUGAGGAAGAACUUGCUACCAUCGAGGCCAUGGAUUCAGGAGCUGUGUACACACUGGCUCUGAAGACACACGUUGGAAUGUCUAUUCAGACAUUCAGAUACUUUGCUGGAUGGUGCGACAAGAUUCAGGGUUCGACAAUCCCCAUUAAUCAAGCCCGCCCUAAUCGUAAUUUAACAUUUACCAAGAAGGAACCUCUGGGGGUCUGUGCCAUUGUUAUCCCAUGGAACUAUCCACUCAUGAUGUUGGCCUGGAAGAGUGCAGCCUGCCUUGCUGCGGGCAACACCCUGGUACUAAAGCCAGCACAGGUCACUCCUCUGACUGCUCUGAAGUUUGCAGAACUAACUGCUAAAGCUGGCUUCCCUAAAGGAGUUGUCAACAUUCUUCCUGGCUCAGGUGGCCUUGUCGGGCAGCGACUUUCUGAACACCCCGAUAUUCGCAAAUUGGGCUUCACAGGAUCCACACCCAUUGGGAAACAGAUUAUGAAAAGCUGUGCUCUGAGUAAUCUAAAAAAAGUCUCACUAGAGCUGGGUGGAAAGUCUCCUCUCAUUAUCUUCAGUGACUGUGACCUUGAUAAGGCUGUGAGAAUGGGCAUGGGAGCGGUGUACUUCAAUAAGGGAGAGAACUGCAUUGCUGCUGGACGUCUGUUUGUUGAAGAAUCAAUUCACGAUGAGUUUAUCAGGAGAGUUGUUGAGGAAAUUAAGAAGAUGAAGAUAGGGGAUCCUCUGGACAGGUCCACAGACCACGGGCCCCAGAACCACAACGCUCAUCUGGAAAAGCUGCUGGAAUACUGUGAGAUUGGGGUCAAAGAAGGAGCCACUUUGAUAUAUGGAGGGAAAAAAGUACCGAGACCUGGUUUCUUUAUGGAGCCCACAGUGAUAACCAAUGUGGAAGAUGAGAUGUAUAUCGCCAAAGAGGAAUCUUUUGGACCAGUGAUGGUUGUCUCGAAAUUCAAAGAUGGAGACGUUGAUGGGGUGUUGCAGCGAGCGAACAACACAGAGUUCGGUUUGGCCUCAGGGGUUUUCACACGGGACAUUGGCAAAGCCAUGUAUGUCAGUGACUGUUUAGACGCUGGAACAGUGUUUAUCAACACUUACAACAAAACCGAUGUAGCCGCACCUUUUGGAGGAUUUAAACAAUCGGGAUUUGGUAAAGAUCUGGGUGAGGAAGCUCUUCAUGAAUAUCUCAGGACAAAAACUGUAACUGUGGAAUAUUAAAUAAUUAUUCCAAGUGGGUGUUGCUGUUAGCAAACUGAAAUCCCUUCGUUCUAUGCCCUCCAAAUCUUCAUCCAGCAAAAUCUGCUGCUACUGCACCCGGUAUCUUACCUUACCUGAAUGAUAGCACCUCAAACACAAGCAAAAAUCACUGCUGCAGUUACAUAUGCAUCGCAUCAUUAUGUGCCUAGAUGAUUUGUUUCAUCAAAUGGACCUCAAAUAUAUAUUUACUUCUUAAUUUUAAUUGUAAUUGGACUGUUGGCCCUUUUGAGUGUAGACUUUUUAAAAUACAUUUUAAAAUAUGCAACGCUUUCUUUCAUUAUCAAAGAUACCUUGAAUAAUAAUGUUAUUAUUAAAUCUGUAUGUAUUAAAUUCCUCUAUAUUGGAACUAGUGAUGUUAAAUUAUAACCAUCAUAUUAGUUGCAUUAAUAAUAGGAAAACUGCAUUUCAUAUUUUGCUUUACUUUCACUGUUAUGUAAAAUACUUGUGCCAUGACCCAGUGUUCAGUUUAGGUUUGUAUAUGAACAAAAUGAAGUGCACUUAGUUUGGAUCUCUUUACAGUGGGUAUAGAUGCCAACAAUAGCAGUUUCACUAUGGACGUCAAGCUUGAAGUCAGAAUAUUUUAAACAUUUUGUACCUCUUUGUAAAUUGUAAAGCCUGCUCUGGGAAUGAUGUACGUCUGUCUGUCUGAUAUAAUGGGAUGGCUGUGUACAGUAUGUAUGCUCGGCAACUCCGUAUCGACUAUAAUAUGACACUAGUAUUGUUACGUCUCUGAAAUGUGUUACGUGUUACUGAUUCAAACAAGAACUUACAUUCAAGAACACUUUGCUAUUCAUUUACAUGAGAAUUGCUUCUGCAUGAAACCCUGAAUAAGUACACUAAUUGUAUUAUUAAACCUGCCUCUAGUGUUAAACAAUCUGAUAACAAUUUAAUAAUAAUCCUUGCAUUUGAUAUAGCGCCUUAUCAUGUUUUCGAGACGUCUCAAAGCGCUUCACACAAUAUACUGUAAAGUGUAGUGACCUUGUAUUUUGUGGGCCAAACACAUUUGAACAUACGAUCCUAAAAGCUGCUUUACCUUUCUCAAAACCAAAUAACUAAUUUUAGUGAUAAAAGAAAGUAAUAUCAAUUAUUUUUAAAACAAUGUGAAUGGCUAAAUGGAAGGGAAUAUUGGGCUUUUGAUGAUCAGGAAUAACAUUAAAAUUGAACAAUGGCUCCGUUGGACUGAACUAUAUUAACAUCAUCAAUCAACAUUUGCCUGACCAUUGUUGUCAUAGCCUUCUAUACAAGUAUUCAGAAUUUCUCCUUCAUAACUUAUUUAUUGUGUAUGUAAAAAAUCAUAGUUUCAGCAUCCAUUAACAUGUAAUUUUUAUUGAGUAACAGUAAAACCUGGCUGUGCAUUAAAGCUGAUUUGAAACCAUUUUCCUACUAUAUUUAACCCACUUUGUGAUGUAAGACAUUCUGUAAGAAUCCUCAGUAUUCUGUAGUUUAUAUAAUUUUCUUUAAUCCAAUUUACUGCAACUGCGCACAGAUCAAAGCUGAAAUCUGGUCUAUUUAGCUCAGUUUCCCUCCAGACACUGGCUUUACUAAUUGAGCUAAUAGAAGUGGAGUGUACUGGGUGUGCAGUGGGAACCUCUCUCUCACUGUCUCACAGGACAGCAAUGCAGUGGGGACAACUCUUCUCCCAGUCAGGAUACACCAAAGAAAAUAGUUUUGUCAAAAAAAAUCAUAACAAUGCUUUGAACAUUCUUGUUGAAACAGUAGGUUUCCAUUGUUGAUGUCCAGUAAACCUCACAUAAGUGGUAUCAGUUGGGACAAUACAUUUAAUAUGAAGUAUUCAAACUAUCAGUUAUGUCAACCUUAUUAGUAAUAGGAAAUUCAACGGGACUCGGGCAGAUGUACAAUUCGGGCGAUUAUACGAUUUAUACAGAUCAGACUUCACUGUAUCACAGAGAAACCUGGUUCUGGGAUGAACUUGUUACCUCUAGCAUUUGUCUUGGUCCCUUGGUAUCUUGAUCACAUCAAUACUUCUCGAGAUUAAACUACAGCCAUGUAGCAGAUCUCUCUGCCACAAUGAUAUACAGUAAAUUAAAGUACACACAGGAUGUAUUUACACCCAGCACCAACCACAGAUGGAUAGACUUUGGUUAAGUAUGGACUGCAAAUUCUGUUCUGUUGAGGAAUUCUGUUGGGAACCAAUGAUUAAACAGCUCCCUCUUGUG